This is a messenger RNA of Vicia villosa (hairy vetch), 949 nucleotides long. RefSeq lists its product as uncharacterized. The transcript is spliced from 3 exons. NCBI's taxonomy places the organism in Eukaryota, Viridiplantae, Streptophyta, Magnoliopsida, Fabales, Fabaceae. The record is from RefSeq and is a predicted model, not a curated record. The coding region runs from base 85 to 684 and encodes 199 amino acids.
UUUGAGUUUUUGAUAGCUAUAAUAAUUUGGUUUGAAAUAUUAUCUGCAAUAAAUUAUGUUAGCAAGAUUUUACAGGAAAAAGAUAUGCUUAUUGAUGUUGCUAUGAAAAAAAUAAAGGAGUUGAUUUCAUAUUUUGAGAAUUAUAGAGAAACCGGUUUUCAUAAGGCAUUGGUUAAUGCUAAGGAAAUUGCGGUUGAAUUGAAUAUCACUCCUACAUUUCCUCAAAGGCGUAUAAUUAAAAGAAAAAGACAAUUUGAUGAGAAUUUGAAUGCCCCAAUAGUUGAGCUAUCUGAAGAGGAAUCUUUCAGGAUUAAUUAUUUUCUUUACCUUGUUGAUCAAGCUGUUGUUUCUCUUAAUAAGAGAUUUGAGCAAUACCAAGAGUAUGAAAGUAUUUUUGGUUUCUUGUUUACUUCUCACAAGUUACAAUCAUUGGAUGAUGCAACUUUGAAGUCUUGUUGUAGUAACUUUGAACGGGUAUUGAAACACAAUGAACAAUCUGAUAUUGAUGGAAAUGAAUUUUUUGCAGAGUUAAAGUUACUUAGAGAAAUGUUGCCUGAAGAAAUCAUAACACCUAUUAAUAUAUUAUUAUUUUCGAAAGGCUUGGAUUGUUUUACUAAUACAUUUUUCAAAAUUGAAGUUGUUAAAGACUUACUUGCGGUCUACCAUGUCACAAGAAAGAUUUAAUGGAUUGACAACAAUAGCAGUUGAAAAUGAUAUUUUGGAAACUAUAAAAUAUGAAGACUUGAUCGAUGAAUUUGCUUCGAAAAGUGUUCGCAGGAUGGCUCUUUUUAAGUAGCUACAUACGUUCAGUGGCCCAUUUUUUGAAGUAGAACAGGGCCUCUGGCUUGAUUGGACCGGCCCUAUUAAAAUAGUAGCAAGGCUUCUAAAAGUUUGACACUAAAAAAACUUGCCAAAAUACUCAUCUUUAUUAUAUUUUAUGAUUGAUAGU